CUUCAAACCCUCCGAAGCCAACAGAUCAAAAUGCCUCUCUCAAAGGAAGACAGAGUUGUCAACACAGACAACAUUCAGGGCAGCAUCUGGCCCCGUCUACCUAAGACCUAUGAAUCCUAUCUGUUCUUCAAGAUCACCAAUAAGGAGAAGUUCAGGAACGACCUCCACGCCAUCAUUGACGAGAUCACCACUGGUUCUGAAUGCGAGAAAUACCUAACUUCUAUUGGAGAGCUUGAAGAAGCCAGCGUUAGCUGGCGCAAAGCCCACCCUGAACCAAAGCCUUUUGUGGCUGUGAACAUUGCCUUUACCCACCCAGGCUUGCUCAAGGUGGAACCGCCUGAAGUUCAAGAGAGAUUCGCCAAAAGAAAAGCAGACGAUCCAGACGCUUAUUGCACGGAGAGAAUCAACGAGGGUCUUUUUGAGAAGGGGAUGUUUCUGGACCUCACCACAGAAGGCGCCGAUUACUACGACCUAUUAGAUCAGGACUUCAAACCUCCCGACCGGGGCAAUGCAUCAAUCAAAGACGACACUGAGCGUUGGACCUGGAGGACAGAUGGUGUUUUUAUCGUCGCCGCACACAGUCCCAAGGCUCUGCACAACAAGAUCGGCGAUCUAAUGGAUGCCUUCCAUGCUGGUGAUGCUAACACUCGCAGUAUGAAGAUCGCUUUCAAGAGAGAUGGUCAGCUUCGUCCUGGUGACAGCCGUGGCAAGGAGCACUUCGGUUGGGAAGACCACAUCUCUCAGCCUAAGAUUCAAGGCUUGGAUAAACCCCCGGCCAAGGGCGAACCUCAUGCCUGUAAGCCAGGAUACAUCUUCCUCGGGCACAAAGGUGAUCCCAACUUGAGAAGACCAACCAAACCACCUGCCUGGGCCAAGGAGGGCAGUUUCUUCGUCUUUCGUCAGCUCGAUCAGAAAGUUCCUGAGUUCGAGAACUUCCUCCAGGAGACAGCACCCAAGAUUACCGGUAGCAACUAUCAGGGAGAAGGAGGCCCAGAAAAGCUGGGCGCUCAUCUCAUGGGACGAUGGAAAAGCGGUACGCCUGACCCUUCAACGUCUGAUCCACUGAUUUCAAGACAAGAGCUAACCCGUAGAAUAGGAGCCCCCGUCGCCAAGGCCGUCGACCGGGACGACCCAAGUCUGGCAUGGGACAAUAAAUUCGACUAUCGACCUAACAAGAGUAUCAAGGGUUGUCCAUUUUCAGCUCACACCCGUAAAAUGCGUCCCAGAUCCGAUGAGAAGGCGGCAGUCGGAACAGAAGAAGACGGUGACGAGACUCCACUUCCAGAGCCAGAAGAUAGCGACCAGUCCGAGGCCGAAGGACAAGAAGAGAGCCCUAAUGUUAUCCUUCGUCGGGGAAUCUCCUUCGGUCCUGAACUCACUGAUCAGGAAAAGAAGGAGAAGAAAACGAUUGAAUCUCGUGGUAUCCUCUUUACUUGCUACCAGAGUAUGAUUCGGGAUGGAUUCAACUUCCUCAUGACUCGCUGGGCGAGCAAUGAGAACUUCCCCAAAUAUAAGACCAAGACUUUCCCCCACGGCGUUGGCAUGGACGCCUUCGUUCACCAGAAGAACCGACCCGAUCAUCCCAAUGGUCACGUCGCUUUGUAUGAUGGAGACCACGAUGAUCGUACCGUCAAGGUUGAACUUGGUGUUCAACCGUGGGUUGAUCAGAAGGGUGGAGAGUACUUCUUCACGCCUUCCAUCCAGGCUUUGAAGGAGCAGUUUUCAACUGCUCCAGCGUAACCAUUUCACUAUAUUGCU
Molecule: messenger RNA, 1758 nt
Organism: Aspergillus ruber CBS 135680
Lineage: Eukaryota; Fungi; Ascomycota; Eurotiomycetes; Eurotiales; Aspergillaceae
Exons: 4
Coding region: 31-1740 (569 amino acids)
Cellular component (GO): cytosol
Molecular function (GO): heme binding; peroxidase activity
Source: RefSeq, a predicted model, not a curated record